Molecule: messenger RNA, 6878 nt
Organism: Patella vulgata (common limpet)
Lineage: Eukaryota; Metazoa; Mollusca; Gastropoda; Patellidae
Exons: 39
Source: RefSeq, a predicted model, not a curated record
UUCUCGGGCUAUGAUAAUAAUUUUUUGAUUUUAAUCUCGUACUUUAAUACAGGCGAGGAUAAUGAUGCUGACAAAGAUAUUGAUUUUAAAGAGAACGACGAAGACGAGGACGAAGACGAGGACAAGGACGAUGACGACGACGAUGACGAUGAUGACGAUGACAGCGACGAUGAUGAUGAUGAUGACGAUGACGACGAUGACGAUGAUGACAGCGACGACGAUGACGAUGACGAUGAUGAUGAUGACGACGACGACGACGAUGACGAUGAUGACGAUGAUGACGAUGACGAUGAUGACGAGGAUGAAGAGGAUGAUGAUGAUGAGCAGGACGACGACAAGGAUGAGGACGACGACAAGGAUGAGGACGACGACGAUCGAGAAGAGGACGACUAUGCACGUGCUCCUGUUGACCAAGAUACCCAGUUUUCUUAUGACACACCAUACAUUAGUCAUUAUAACGUAGAAACAAAUAUCCAGUAUCGUUUUGCCAAUACCACGCUUGAACAGUACAUGAUAAACGGUGAUCAACAACCACGAGACAUCUCAGCUACAUUCAAUAUUCCUAAAAAUGCUAUGGUUAAUAGUGUUACUGUUCGAACACGUGAUCCCAGCAGCACAGUUGAUAGGCCGAGAUACACCACUAGACAGAUACCUAUAAGAUCUAGACCAAGUCCUAAUCAACCAUCCAGUGCCUACAUUACCAGAGCACCAGGAAGACAGAGCCGUGUAACUGUAAAUCAACGAAUUCCGGCUCGUGAGCGGGCUGUCUUCACCGUAACUUACCAAAAACUUCUGAAAAGAGAAGGCGAUCGUUAUAGCAGCCCUAUUUCUGUCAGUUCAACAUACCCUGUUCGAAGACUCCGUGUGAACAGUCGAAUAACAGAGCCUAGACCAGUAACUAAUUCACAACAGACAAUUCCAACUUCUCCUCAAUUUUCUGGUGGUCGAACAACUACAACAUCGGGGAGAGCAGGAGAUUUAUAUUCUACUGUUAUAAAUUACGAGAAGGAAUACCCAGUAUCACAGUCUAGCAAACCUAACGGGGAGUUCACUCUUGCAUAUUCCCAGGAUAGUCCAAAUCAAGAUGAUCCUGGUGACCUAGUUACUUCAGGAAACUAUUUCGUCCACUACUAUUAUCCUAAGACAUCUCAACCCGCUCCACGAAAUGUCCUGUUUGUUGUGGACAGCAGCCGUCAAAUGGCGAACAAUAACAGACUUCGCCAAUUACAAGAAACCUUACCAAGACUCUUACAAACUCUCGAUCGACAAGACACUUUCAAUGUGAUGUCAUUCUCAGAUACAACCAACUUCCUCAGCUCAAAUCCACUGCCAGCUAGAAAUGUACGGAAUGCUAACAGGUUUAUCAGACGGUUGAGACCUACCGGUGGUGCUAAUCCGUCGGGUGCGAUCGUUCAGGGAUUGAGAUACAUCAAUCGGAAUCCACUUACAGCCAAACGAUCAUAUAUAGUAUUCUUUACAUCCGGUCAACCCGUUGAUGGAGUCGAAGACUAUAGUCCACUACUAGGUGACGUCAAAGCUGUUAACACCGACAAUGUUCCAAUCCAUACUGUCUCUCUCAGUGAUGAUGAUACACUCCCUGAUGAUGACGAUGGUGACGAUGCUGAUAGAUCAUUCCCUAGAGCUUUAUCUGCUAGGAACUACGGUAGAUACACCAGAGUUCGUCCAGGUCCCACUGCACCUGCUGCUAUCACCGAUUUUUACCGAGAUAUAUCAUCCAGAACGGUUUCAGAUGUGGACUUUGAUUACACAGAAAAUGGACGUCAACCCGUUAGGUACGAAACCAGACGACCUUAUUCCAGAAAUUAUUAUCCUGGAAGAGAAAUUGUUGUCACUGGAAGAGUUAAUAACGUCCGAAAUGAUGACCAGUUCUUACAAGGACGAGUGAGAGGAUAUGCUGUUCCCAAACCCAUUGAUACCACCACCCGAUCUAAACCAAGUAAAGACCUUCCACGAGAAACGUUAGAACGUGUAUGGUCGUAUGUAACAGUGGAAGACCUUUUACGACAAUACAGAGCGGCUGCCGAUCCUGUAACAAGAAACGGGCUACGUCAACGAAUUCUAACAACUUCUCGCACCUAUAAUUAUGUAACGCCUUUCACUGCGGCGCUUUCUGAUUCUCCUGACGGUGAUACCAUAGAAAAAGUAACAGUGGCAAAAGUUGACCGUGAAGGAGUAACAACACCUACAACAGAUGACGUUGAUCGUGAAGGAGUAACAACACCUGCAACAGAUGACGUUGAUCGUGAAGGAGUAACAACACCUGCAACAGACGAUGGGGAAUCAAAGCCCAGAUUUAGCAAGACUCAUGAAGACGUGGUCGCGAAACCCGGAACUACUGUCACCUUAUCCUGCAGUAUAGAAUCCCUCGGAGAGCACAAGGUGACUUGGUAUACCUCCAGGUCAACCAUUUUAAGUGCCGGUGAAUUACGUAUAACAGACAACCCUAGAAUCAGUGUCGAGAGACCAAAUAUAAAAGAAUGGAAUCUACGUAUACGAGAUGCAAAACACAGUGACAGUGGUACAUAUCAUUGUAAAAUUAAUACAGUUCCUGUUCAAAUAAAACGUGUCACUUUGUCAGUAUCCGAUGAUCGUGAAGGAGUAACAACACCUGCAACAGACGAUGGCGAUGGUGAACCGGGAAGAACUGGACGGCCUGGCGAGCCAGACGUCUACAUAUCAGGACCAGAAUUUGUCGAGAAGGGAAGUCCCGUAAAGUUGACCUGUACCGCCAUCGGAAUUCAAGAUCCACCUGCAGGUUUGGAAUGGUUCAGUAAUGGACAGAAACUCAGACCCAACGAUCGCACUUCGAUAAAUACGAUAGUGGGUCCAUCAGGUCGGGCUAGAACAAGUACCCUGGUUAUUUCAAGAGCUGAUGUAUCUGAUGCCGGUGAUUACGUUUGUCGUUCGACCGAUAAGCAAGUCACCAUUACUAGAGUUUCGAUUAUAGACAGUGGAGACACAGGAACACGACCAGAUGGUGGCGAACCAGAUAGACCAGAUCGACCAGGUAGACCGGGACGCCCAGAUGAUGAUGAUGAUUAUGAACGACCAGGUAGAACAGAUGACGGAGACCAAGAUAGACGAGGUCGACCAGACAGGCGUAGACCAGGACGUCCAGAUGAUGAUGAUGAUGAUGAUGAACGACCAGGUAGAACAGAUGACGGAGACCAAGACAGACCAGAUCGUCCAGACAGACGUAGACCAGGACGUCCAGAUGAUGAUGAUGAUUAUGAACGACCAGGUAGAACAGAUGACGGAGAAACAGGCAGACCAGGUCGACCAGACAGACGUAGACCAGGACGCACAGAUGACCAAGAACCCGGAUCACGCCCUGACACUGACGAUGACGGAGAACCCGGCAGACCAGUUCGACCAGGCAGGCCAGGCACAGGUAGACCAGUACGUCCAGGUACAGGUAGACCAGUACGUCUAGGAUCUCGAAGAUCGGGUCCUGUCAUCGAUAGUUACAAUGUGGAUUCUAACGUUGAUUAUCGUUUCGCAACAACAACUGUUGUAAAUGAUGUCGUUAACGAAGAUGUCAAACCACAAGAUGUGAUGUUCUCAGUGAGCAUGCCUAGUAAAGCCAUGGUUACAAAUUUCACUGUACAAACAAGUGAGGUUGUUGACGGUGAAAUUAUAUCCAGCAAAUACGUAACAAGACCUCUUCGUUUGGCACCAAGACGACCAUAUAAAGGUUACGGACGUUUUAUUACUAGAACCCAGGGCCAAAACCGUUACUAUGCAAGAGAAUCAGUCCCAGCUGGAAACAGGGUGAGGUUUACACUAACUUAUAGAAACCUUUUACCAAGAACUAAUGGACGUUACAAUAAUCCCAUCUACAUUACUCCAGAACAUCCAGUCAGAAAACUACGUAUUGGUAGCAGAGUUACCGAACCUAGACCUGUUACUUCUUCGGGUUUGUCAUUACCCAACGAUCCUGUCUUUACAGAUGGUACAACCACUAGAGAUGUCGAACAGGACGGAGAUAUACAAUCAAGCAUAGUUAACUAUGAGAGAGAUUUCCAAAUUACACCAGGUUCUCCACCAAUAAAUGGACAGAUUGGUCACACGUAUUCUUUACCAGACACCCCUGAAGGUGGAGAUAUCUUGACAACAGGAGAUUCUUUUGUGCAUUACUUUUCACCAAGUAUCUCUCAGCCUGCCCCUAAAGAUGUCCUCUUCGUUCUUGACGUCAGCGGAUCAAUGGCAGACAACAAUAGACUGAACCAAGUGAGGAGAGCAAUGGGUCCUAUUUUGGAUAGCAUGGGCCCCGAUGAUAAAUAUAACGUGAUGACCUUCUCGGAUCGAACAACCGUACUAAAUCCAGGUCCCUUAGUUUCAACAGACAAAACACCGGACAUGAAGAGACUUCUGAAAGAUGUUCAGCCAACUGGAGACACCGACAUCGCACAAGGUGUAACAGACGGAAUCAACUACUUGAAUCGGUAUUCUGAAAACCCAAAGAAUUCAGUUAUUUUCUUCUUGACUGACGGUCACGAUACAUCCAGGGAGCCCAACAGACGAACAAUUUUGAACAAUAUACGAAAUAGAAAUACCAAUAGGGUUCCAAUCUACACCAUUGCCUUUGGUAAAGGAGCUGACUAUCCUUUCGCCAGAACUUUGGCAGCUGAAAAUAAUGGAAAGUCAACAAGAAUCGACCCUGGUCGAACAGCACCAGCAGCCAUUACCAACUUCUAUAAGACAAUCUCAUCUCGAUCCAUCUCUAACGUGGACUUUGCGUAUCUAGAAAAUGGACGAGAUCCUAUCAAAUACGAUUCAACACGCCAAUAUUCCAGGGACUAUUACCCCGGUAAAGAAAUUGUUGUCAUUGGUAAAGUUCGUAACACACAAGGAGACAGAACUUACGUAGAUGGCGUUGUUAAAGGUACUUCCUCUACAGGUCCAUAUGAGGUGAAAACCAGAUCUUAUCCAAAAAGAAGAACUUCUCGUCCUGAUGUAGACGGAAUUCGCUCGUAUGUCGAAACCGAGAAUCUUCUUAAGCGUUAUGGUCAAGUUCUUGAACCAACAGAGAAACGUCUGGUAACGAAUCAAAUUACGACCGUAUCCAGAAACAAUAACUAUGUAACUCCGUUGACCAUCAUGCUAGAGGAUCCACCAGCAGAUGAUGAUGAUAGAGCUUUAUCUCUAGAUCUGAUCAGAUCUUAUAACUUGCGACCAAGGCCACCCAUUACCACAGAAGAUGAUUCUGGAGAGGACACCAGCCCAAACCGAAUCUCCAGCGAAGGUGGAAGAGAUCCACAUUUUGUUAUUAAAUCACCCAAACUUGAGCAUCCUCUAUGUUUCAAUAUUCCUGGUAAUUCUAUGGAUGUUGUACAGCUGAUUAAAGAUCCUGAAUCAGGACAUCGAAUAAAUAUUCAAAUCCACAAAGAUCCUUCAAGACCUAGGCUGUUCAUCACACAAAUAGGAAUAGUAUGCCACGACUUUACUCUGAAAGUCAAACAUCAUUAUUUGUAUAUCAACGAUAAACUAUUCCACUGGAACGCCACCAAAACCCGAGUGUUCAAGGAUGCGGAAAUUCAGAUGUAUGGAGGGGAUGACCUUGCUGUCAAAUUGAAGGAUGGUCUUAUUGUAUAUAUACAAAAACAUGUAAAUAAUGGUGGCUAUUUCUUAAAUAUUGGUAUUGAAAGAGAAGAACUAUUGUCUAACAAAACAACCGGUGUAUUAGGUAUUUUCUUGAAGCAAGUUACAAGCAAAGCACCCGAACAUUACCGUAAGAGAACCAGACUUAUUUCAACCAAGUUUGAUGGCUACACCUUAAACUCGAAAGCACGGCUUGUGAAAAGAAUACAUCCAUUAACGCAUGAUAAAAUAUUCUGUUGGUCACUGCCCUCUGACGGUGAUAUUAUGAAAGUAGCACAAAUGUUCAAAGUUAAGAAAAUAUUAAGUUAGUUUCAUAUAGAUUUAUAUAUAGUCCUUUAUUGUCUCAGUUUAAAAUUUGUUUUUUUUAUAAAGUAUACUAAAUAUAGUCAAUGGGUAGCAUUAUUACAGAUCGGUAGGGCCAGAGUCAAGCAUAGAGAGUGUCUGGCCUACGGCGGCCAUGGUCACAAUUUUGUUACCAUGUUUAACAGAUCGACAUUAUAAAACAUUAAAAAUAAGAUGAUGAGUGUUAGUGAAAACGAAAAGAAUGGUAGUUCUGGUACUCCCAGUGGUAAUUACAAAUUUAAAUUAUCUUCCCUUGAUCAUUUCGUUGGCCACGUAGGUUGUUUCUACGAACCAAUCAAAAACAGAUUACAUAUCAGUCUUAGCGGCGUCAUUGUUUAUGUUCGCCACGAUACAGCAGCUUGUGCGUUCCAUUAUGAGAAAGUUUGAAAGAAAUUUAAUAUCAAAAGAGUUACAUGCAUACAAAAAGAGCUUAGUUUUAAUAAAAUGCGAGUUACUUCCCUUUGCCCACUCGCUUUCCAUUUAUGGAAUUACAUGUAUUUGAUAUGUCGAUAAAAACAGCACAAUUAUCAAAGGUGGUAAUUUGACUCUGUCCCAUCGUGGAUGUACCUAGGUAUUAGUGGAGUAGAAAGGAACCAUAUCACCUGGGAUACCGAGGAUGAGACGUAGUGACACCGGGACGGGAAUAAUUUAAGAAUUUGUAAUUGCGUAGCACUAAGCAUGGACAAGAGGCCAUUUUGUUACUGUAUGACAACAUAAGACAAUAGUUGACCAGACACUCUCUCUGUACGUGGCUCUGGGUUGGGCUAUUUGAAAUGGUACAGAGUUGUAUAUAGUUUUAUGAAUGAAUAGCUUUGACAAUAUACAUCAUAUACACUAGAAUAUCUUAGGUCAAAGUUUAUGUAACAAUGUAUAUACUGUAAAGAUCUUUUAAUAAAACCAAAUGAUAUAUUAUA